ACUUCCAACAUGGCGGCGCCCCGUGUGGCUGUGACCGUGGAGGGAAGCUGCGUGGAAACAGGACUCGGUCAGUCACAGACAGCCGCCGGAGGUGUGAAGAAACCUCUGUUUGGAACUCGUUUCCUCACAGACCCGGGACAGGUGUUCCAGCACAACGCCUGGGACAAUGUGGAAUGGACUGAUGACCAAGAAGCAGCUGCCAAGAAGAAGGUUCUUGAAAACAGUCAGCCACUGCCUCCAGAGAAACAAGAGGAAUAUGACACCCGGGCCAAUGAGUACUGGAAUGAUUUUUACACCAUCCAUGAGAAUCGUUUCUUCAAAGACCGUCACUGGCUCUUCACUGAAUUUCAGGAACUGGCCCCACAUUGUCGUCUUAACCGUGAAUCACCUCCUAAAGUGUUGGACAGAAACGUUAAUCAGCAGCUUGGACUGGAUCAGGAAGGCUUCGGGAACGCCGGUGCUGUGCUGCAUGCUGAUGGUGACCUUCCCGGCUCUUCUGCCACAUAUCGCAUUCUGGAGGUUGGCUGUGGCGUGGGCAACACGGUUUUCCCAGUACUGAAGACCAACAACAACCCAGGACUCUUUGUGUAUUGCUGUGAUUUUUCCAGCUUUGCUGUGGAUUUAGUCAAGUCUAAUCCAGAGUACGACUCCAGGCGCUGCUAUGCCUUUGUUCACGAUUUAAGCGAUGCCGACUCCAACUACCCCAUUCCUGACGGAACCCUAGAUGUUAUAGUACUAAUCUUCGUGCUGUCUGCGUUACACCCCAACAAGAUGCAGGCGUCCAUCAGCAGAUUAGCACAGUUACUGAAGCCUGGGGGAGUGAUCUUGCUCAGAGACUAUGGACGUUAUGACAUGGCACAGCUCCGCUUCAAGAAAGGAAGGUGUCUUUCAGAAAACUUUUAUGUCCGUGGUGACGGAACACGAGUAUAUUUCUUUACGCAAGAUGAGCUUCACGAAAUGUUUGUGAGUGCAGGACUUGAGAAAAUGCAGAACCUUGUGGACCGAAGACUUCAGGUGAACAGAGGCAAACAGCUUACCAUGUACAGGGUUUGGAUCCAGUGCAAGUACCGAAAGCCUCUUGUUCACGCAUCUGAGAUGCGGAGCUGAGAUCCUGUCUGUCCUCAUGACUACAGCUGACAUCAAGACAGUGCUGUCUCUUCAUUAUAUUUCUCUGAGGACAUGGAGAAACUGUUUUGUGAUUUUGAAUGAAGGGAUGCAAGAUGACUGCUAAUGACUGAUGGCCCAGUGUGUGGGUGAAGCAACGACAGCAGGAUACUGUUUUUUCACUGGCAUGUGUGACUGUGGACAAGAUAACUCAAAAGCAGCGUAACAGAAUUCCUUCAAACUUGGUAGGAUUAUUAUGUGGGUAGACCUCUAGAGCUGAUUAGAUUUUGGAGUAGUUAGGUCAAAGGUCAAGGAAAACAUGGUUUGAAAAACAUUUUUUUUUUGUAUAGCUCAACAUCCAAGGAGCCUAGAUAGUUGAUCUAAAGCGUAAUUUGAUCAGCAAAGUAUUUGAUUGUGUGAAUGAAUGUUGAAUCAUACACAGUCAAAAACACCAUGUAUAUUUACUUUUACAUUUACAGCGGCGUGUAGAGCGUGCAGGGUAUGCAUCAAGCCUAUGACACCUGCCAUUUUACGACUGUAAUGCCAUCUCAUGCUACUACAGUAGCAGAUUAUAUUAUUGAUGCAAAAAAGGCAUAUUACUCCUGUAUAAGUUGUAUUGUUUGUUUUUAAAUUCACCCAAAAUAAAG
Molecule: messenger RNA, 1751 nt
Organism: Thalassophryne amazonica
Lineage: Eukaryota; Metazoa; Chordata; Actinopteri; Batrachoidiformes; Batrachoididae
Gene: mettl2a
Product: methyltransferase like 2A
Exons: 9
Coding region: 10-1107 (365 amino acids)
Molecular function (GO): tRNA (cytidine-N3)-methyltransferase activity
Source: RefSeq, a predicted model, not a curated record